Nelumbo nucifera (sacred lotus) is the source of this 750-nucleotide messenger RNA. RefSeq names its product small ribosomal subunit protein eS19x. Gene Ontology annotation, biological process: translation; ribosomal small subunit assembly. Lineage: Eukaryota; Viridiplantae; Streptophyta; Magnoliopsida; Proteales; Nelumbonaceae. Gene Ontology annotation, cellular component: cytosolic small ribosomal subunit; ribosome. Gene Ontology annotation, molecular function: structural constituent of ribosome; RNA binding. The record is from RefSeq and is a predicted model, not a curated record.
GUAACAAACCCUAAAGAGUGAAAACCCUAUUUUCAUCGUUUUCUCACAUCUCUGCGUGUUUCUGUAGCGAUGGAGACUGCUAGAACGGUGAAGGAUGUUUCGCCUCACGAGUUCGUGAAGGCAUACGCCGCUCAUCUCAAACGAUCGGGGAAGAUGGAGCUUCCUCACUGGACUGAUAUUGUGAAGACUGCUACCUUCAAGGAGCUUGCACCAUAUGACCCAGAUUGGUACUAUAUUAGAGCUGCUUCCAUGGCAAGAAAAAUCUACUUGAGGCAGGGUAUUGGUGUUGGUGGCUUUAGAAAGAUUUAUGGUGGCAGUAAGAGGAAUGGCAGUCGCCCUCCCCACUUUUGCAAGAGCAGUGGUUCUAUUGCACGUCAUGUUCUUCAACAGUUGCAGAAGAUGAAUAUAGUUGACAUUGAUCCAAAGGGUGGAAGGCGAAUCACCUCGAGCGGGCAGAGAGACCUGGACCAAGUUGCGGGAAGAAUAGUUGUUGCUCACUGAGUCACUAUUGAACUGCACAUAUGGUAUUUUGCUUUUGAGAUUUUGUAGGGCUUUGUUUUUGUUUGGCAAACGGAUGUAGCUGCAACUAUUUGUUAAGACACUUUGUUUUGGUUCAGAUGCCGAGUGGUUGAAAGUUGAAACUUGGAAGAUGCAAUUUGGUUUUAUUUUGUUAUUUAGUUAUUGACAUCUGGACAAUGAGUUUCAAAAGGGAUCAAGUAUCAUAUUUAGCUGGAAUUUGGAUUCAUUAUA